Molecule: messenger RNA, 1026 nt
Organism: Plenodomus lingam JN3
Lineage: Eukaryota; Fungi; Ascomycota; Dothideomycetes; Pleosporales; Leptosphaeriaceae
Source: RefSeq, a predicted model, not a curated record
AUGGCGCCGCCACCUACCAUCAUCGAGCGCGAGGCGCCGGCUGUCGUCUCUCCCACACACACUCGGACGCGACGGUCGCGUCUGCCGUCCGCCCUACGCUUCCCCAUGCUCGUCGUACUGAACAUGGGCAUCAACGCGUUACUGCGAGAAUACACGCAGAAUUACCUGGAACCAGAGCUCGGAGCCAUCAGCAAAAUCCCGACGGUGGAAGAAGAUGUUCUCUCCGUCUACUCGGCACCAGCACGCGGUCUGAUGCGCGUCGUCACCGUCUGGAUGACUUGGUAUCUGAACUAUGACUUUCUCGACGUAGCCGCGCUCACCGUCCUCACCCAGGCACCAUACUUUUACCUCCUCAGCACCUAUUACGAAAUCUCGACGGUCACGGUAGCAGCACACCUCAAUAUCGACGUCCUCUCCUUUGCCAUCCCAACCUAUCUGCUUCGCCCACGCUCAAUCGUCCACAAGAGGGAUGCGCCGCUGCACAACCGUUACCUACUCAACAGCGUGCAGGUGCAAGUCUCCAGUGCAAUCCUAGCCACCGGGGUUUACGUGGUCGCACUCUGGGCUGGUCUCAAGACCGGUGUCCUCAAUGCAUUCCUCAUCCGCUACUUCGAUGUCAUAUCAGUCGAAUACUCGUACCUCGAGACCCCUGUGUCUGCUGCCGCCAAGGUCUUCGCCCUCGGCUUCGCCGUCAAAGAAUUCCUGCUCAACCCCUCGAUUGCAGCCGAGCCACCGAAGGGAGCUGAGUCGCCCACCGAAAAGUUCGAUGCAGCGGUUGCCACGCUUCCCCAGACUGUCAAACACAAUGUCUGGUACUUUGAUCGCAGGACUCGCACACUCAUCAUCCAGACCUUGAUCCUGAACGCAUUCGUCUUUGGCACGACGGUGCAGAAGGCCAUGACGCUCAACGGCACUGACAUCUAUGGCGCGGCGGGGUACGCAGGCCUGUGGGUGAUGGCGAAUACCGUGAUUGCAUUGUGGUUUGGCUGGAUUGGAGAUACGAGUGCGGAUUACGAGCCAUUGUAA